Cavia porcellus (domestic guinea pig) is the source of this 2560-nucleotide messenger RNA. RefSeq names its product CD99 molecule like 2 (gene Cd99l2). The coding region runs from base 1 to 1158 and encodes 385 amino acids. NCBI's taxonomy places the organism in Eukaryota, Metazoa, Chordata, Mammalia, Rodentia, Caviidae. Gene Ontology annotation, cellular component: plasma membrane. The transcript is spliced from 11 exons. Gene Ontology annotation, biological process: T cell extravasation; homotypic cell-cell adhesion; positive regulation of neutrophil extravasation. The record is from RefSeq and is a predicted model, not a curated record.
AUGGGGCUAGCCACCUGGAGGAGCAGUGUGCCUGCCUUUGACCCCAAGGCUGCUCCUGGCGGGGGCUCAGCGCCGGGAUCUAUGGCCCGGGUGGAGUGGCCCAGCACGGCUCCUCGACAGCUCCCCGCGGGCGAGGGCUGCGAUCCGGGCAGGGGAAGGGAGGUGGCUGGCGGCACCCUAGGGAACAGCCUUUGGCUGGGGGACGCCCGGCCCGAGAGGCACGAAAGCCACGGCAAAGGUCACCGGCCGGCGGGACGCUGGGCCUGCUCUGGGCUGGGAGAACUCGGAUAUCCAGACCGGGUGGGCAGGAAUAGCUCGGCGGGUCGCGAACUGGCUGCGGACCCACGACCCACCACCCACGCAGCCCCAGCCUCUGGGAACCAGCGAGCCCCGCCCAGGCCCCGCCCAGGCCCCGCCCCCGAGACUGCGGCCCCGCCCCGCCCCCGCGGCCAGCGCCGGCGCGCGCUCUUCCUCCGCCCACUCGGGCCUGUCGCGCCCGCGGUGCUUGCAGCCAUGGUUGUCUGGCGCCCGGCUCUCCUCAUCUGCGUCGCGUUCUCCCUGGCCACCCUGGUGCACAGAGGAGCUGGGGACAAGAAUGAUGUAUUGAGUCUGGAAUACGCACUGCCAGAAAGUUCUUCAGUAAAGCAGCGAUGGGACCACCUCACCACCACCACAACCAGGAGGCCAGGAACAAUCAGGGCCCCCGUGAUUCCUGCAGAUGAUGACUUCAGCUUAUAUGAUGCCUUGGAUGACCGAAAUGACCUAGAUGGUGGCCAGAAGAAGCCCAGCGCAGGAGGAGGCGGAGGGUUUUCGGACAAAGACCUUAAAGACAUACUAGAAAACGAUGGCUACAGACCUGAUAAAGGUGACGAUGGCCGUGGUGUCAGCGACAACUCUGGAUCCGGCAUGACCGUGGAGACAGGCACGAUCGCCGGAAUGGCCAGCGCGCUGGCUAUGGCACUCAUUGGCGCCGUGUCCAGCUACAUCUCCUACCAGCAGAAGAAGUUCUGCUUCAGCAUCCAGCAUGCAGCAGAAGGUCAAGAUGGGCUCAACUCGGACUACGAGAGGGGACAGAACCUGGAGGCUGUGGUGUGCCAGGAGCCAAAAGUGGAGUACUCCGCACUGCAGAGCCAGGCUGCUGAGCCGCCCUGUAUCUGAGCUCCGCCUCCGCGGCCCGCGGCCCCAUGGCCCCUCCGCCUCUGCGCUGCGCUCCCUGUGUCACUGGCUUCUUGUCGCUCCUAGUUCUCUAGACAAGCUUCAUGUGUUCGUGAGUGUGGUCCCCACGCACGUCCUCGUGGUCCUGUGGAGACGUGGUGCCCACGACCGGCCCAAAGGGCGGCCCCCUGCCAGGCUGGGCGUGGCUCCCUGAAGCCAGACUCAGGCUGGCGCUGGUGGGCCCCGACGGGGCGGGGCGGACACUGCCUUGCCUUGCCGGGACCCCAGCCCAUGCGCUUCGGGAGGGAGGGGGUGUCUUCAGUUCCCCAGGCUGUUGCUGGCCCAGGUGUGGACCUUCGAUCGCCCUCCGGCUCUAGUGAAGCUGGCUGGGGACCCCCCAAGCUGGCCAGGAGCCACUCCACUUGGGCUGGAGCAGAGCAGGUGUCCAAGGGGUCCCCAAGUGUCAACCCCAGGUUCCGGGGUCACAGGGCUGGAGGGAACGCAUCACUUCACAGGCCACGGGCUGGGCGACUGCUUCCUGCCACCCUGCGCUGGGACAAGGCCAAUUCCCCGUUUGUUUGUUUUUUUUAAAGAAAACCAAUGACCCCCUAACAGCCCCGUGCUGUGUACUGCAUGCUGUGUGUGCGCGCGCGCGUUUGUGGUUUUCAAGCCCCACGGUGGAGGCCGUCGGGCACUGUCUUCUCUGGAGGGGAUGAGACCCCAGACCGCAGGUCUGGAGGGGCUGCGGCGCCAGAGGAGGGGACAUGUAGCCCAGAAACCCUGUCUUGAGGAGCUGUGUGGCCCAGAAGGGUCGGACCUGUCCCCAGGCCGCGUGGCUGCGGGGCACUGGCACCUGGAUGGCAGAGGCUGUGGCCUCAGAGGCCCGCAGCCACGUGUAAAGUAAACGUUCUUUGCGAAAACAUUUUCUGGGUAGCACUGACUUCAGUGGCCGGCAGCCCACUCUCCUUUAGCUACCUUGGUGCCUUCUGCAUAAGCCCUUCUGCAUAAAACCCAUCACUCGGCCCGCAGGCGCUGGCUCCUAGCACCAGGCCAGGCCCGGGCCGCCCCCAGCCUCCGGUUCGCAGUCUCACCCCAGGGGCUCCCUUUCCACUGUCACCUCACCCUUGCUCGGGUGCUGUGGCCAACACAGGCCUGGCGGCCCCCUCCUCACUGUGUCCACUCGAAGGUUCCUCGGCCAGCGUGGGCUGCCUGGGCGGAGGGCAGCCACCAGCCAGGGGACGCCCGCUGGCUCUGGCGGUGCCUGGGGGAGCGCUCUUGGGUGCGGCGGGCCCAGCUCCAUGAGGAAGACGUAUUGGAGACCAACCUCUGACCUGUCCCCCCAUCUGUGCUGUGUCCCCGUGUGAACUGUAAACUGUCGUGUCUGCAUUAAAUCACAUGGAACUUG